AAAAUGUGAGCGUGAGUGUGUUAGAGGAACAGAUGGGGGCAGGGGGACAGCUGGGACACUGAAUAGUGCCUCUACAGCUUUUAGGAAAAGGACCUACAGAUUUCAUGAGCUCAAGGCAGAAAUUAAAAAGAAAACAUUGGUGAUGGGAAUCAAGUGAUGACGAAGAGCAGGAAAAUGUGAUGGUGUGAGAGUUCUGACAGUUCUGGAAACAUUCAUCACAGGAUUUGUAAAGCCGAGGAGGAAGGGAGGACGUACAUAAAAGAUAACCACACCAACCCACUGUCUCUAUUCACUCAAUCGUCAGCCACAUCGGGAGGGAAACAAUGGAUCUGUCCCUGACCAUUCAUGUGCUUCUACUUCUCUGUUCCCUCAAUGCUGUCGUUUGGGCGUGUCCGGAUGGAUGCAAAUGUCAAGGACUAUCAAUGCUCUGCAGUGGCCUCUCAGACUUCCCCACAACUGUGACCCCAUCAACCACAAGCAUUUACUUCUCCAAUUGCACUUUCUACUCUCUAAAACCAGAGGACUUGACUGAUUUCUCUAAUACCCUUAGCAUAUUUUUGAUUAAAGACACUGUUCUGAGGGAAGUGCACCUUGGUACAUUUGAUUCCACUCCAAACAUGGGUGCCUUAGGGUUCACUGGCACCGAACUACAAGAUCUCCCUGAGUCCUUGUUCCAAAAUCUUCCGGCCCUUAAGUCUCUGAAUCUGAAGAGCAACAAACUCCUGGUCCUCCGUCCUAACUGGUUUUCUGUGCUGAGAGAUCUGAAACUCCUUGACCUCAGUAAGAACCUUUUUACUUCUGUACCUGUGGAAACAUUUCACCCUCUUGCUGAGCUGCAGGUCCUUUAUCUCUCUGGAAACAACAUCAGUCAACUAUCUAAAGAAACAUUCAAGGGUCUUUCUCAGCUGAAAACCUUGCGGCUUAACAAAAACUCACUACACCAACUUCCUCCUGGCAGUUUGGAUGACCUUGGAAACCUGGAGGAACUUUCCCUACAUGACAAUCUAAUCACUCAUCUCCCCCAUGACCUGUUCUCCAAGACUUUGAAACUCCAGAAGCUGUUCCUCUCACACAACAGGCUCACAUCUCUUCCACAGGGGAUCUUCUUAAACCUACCCUCACUUUCACAGAUCUCCCUGUAUGAAAACCAGCUGGAAAGUCUGGCACCAGGGGUGUUUGGGCCUCUUGCCCUGCAGGAGUUGUGGCUAUAUGACAACAAGCUAAACCGUGUGGAAGAUGACACAUUCAAGAACCUGACUCAGUUGCGUCUCCUGGUGCUCAGUCGCAACCAGAUUAGCUUUGUAUCCACCAGGGCCUUUACAGGACUGGAGCAACUUGGAGAGGUAUCACUUCACACGAAUAAGCUCACAACCCUGCAAGCUGGGACUUUCCAAGGUCUGCCCAAUCUGGUCAACAUUUCCUUGGAGAACAAUUUCAUCAGCUCCCUCCCUUCAGGUUUUUUCCAGGGCGUGGGCCGCCUUGGACAGAUUGACCUGCGAAAUAACUCCUUUCCCAACCUGCCACAGGAGAGUCUUGAUGACCUCACUGUAGCUACUGAAGUACUCCUGCAGCAGAAUCCCUGGAAGUGUGACAAGGAUAUUCUGCCACUUAGGGACUGGCUGACAAAGAAUCCAACCAAGGCUAACCAAACACUUGUGGUCUGUGAAACACCUUUCAGUCUGAAUGGUGAGGUAAUUGCUCUGCUGACAGAUGAGAACUUGAUGCCUCUCAGCUCCACUGAGGAGCCUGUGUUGACCUCGACGGAGAAGAGGAGAAAACCCCAUACCCCUCCAACCAGACGCAGCACUCCCUCACCUGCUGUCAAGACCACCCCCACCACAAAGCAUGAGGAGGUCACCAGCGGUGGACAAGGGGAGAAGGAAACGGUUGCCAAUAACACUUCAAUCAUCCUCAUCAUCAUCGCAGUAGUGUCCACUGUCAUCAUCAGCACUGUCAUCAUUGGCUGCGUGUGCUGGAGGAGAAACAAGAGAGGCAGAGGAAACAUACGCAGCAGAAACAAGAACUCUGUGCUGUAGACUCGACCACCCAACAUCCCAGCAACCCAAGAACUUUAAAGCCAAGUGAAACUGCUCACUGAUUACUGUGGUUUACUUGGAAAAUGUGGAGCCUAGAGUUGAUUUUAGAGCCUCAAAGGCAACAGAAAUAACCACUCCAGCUCCAUUCAGAUGUACCGGCUAGAACAAACAAGUAAACUUUUGAAAAUCAUUAGCUUUCAAAUUCAAUGAUGACAUUGAGCAGACGGUAUUCAUUUCCUAUGUGCAGUAAAAACAGACAUCAUAUGUAUUAACUGUAAAAACACCCACCUUGCCAUCUUGUGGAGAACCUGGACAUUUUUGUGAAUGUAACCUCAGAUACACUGAAACAGUGUUUCACAGUUUUCUAGUAAAGUUAAGACUGCAUUCAGUAUUUUCUUCAAAUUAUUUUCCAUUGUUCAGUACUAAUAAUUUCAGUAUGACAAUCGCUUUUUGCGCUAACAUCAAUACAUUUAAGAGAUGGUAUUACUUUUUUUGUGAAAUGGCUAUCCAUGAAAACACAGCAUUGUGACUCCACUGUAACACAGUUCAUCCUAUGGUUUCCACAUUUACAACUCAAAAUGCUACUACUCAUUCAAUAAAGGCACUACUUUUAGUGGGA
Dicentrarchus labrax (European seabass) is the source of this 2655-nucleotide messenger RNA. It is a transcript of the gene lrrc15, whose product is annotated as leucine rich repeat containing 15. The record is from RefSeq and is a predicted model, not a curated record. Gene Ontology annotation, molecular function: protein binding. The coding region runs from base 324 to 2036 and encodes 570 amino acids. Gene Ontology annotation, cellular component: extracellular matrix. The transcript is spliced from 2 exons. NCBI's taxonomy places the organism in Eukaryota, Metazoa, Chordata, Actinopteri, Moronidae.